ACAUCUCCAACACAUUUUAUUUUUGGAUUUAUUUCAAUAUGGCGGAAGGUCUACAGAAGCGGCUUCAAGGAGAGUUAGAAAAGUAUCAGGCUGUGCAAAAAGAUUAUCAGAAGUAUGUGAGUGCCCGUCAGCAGCUGGAUGCUCAGCUCAAUGAAAAUAGUCUUGUCAAAGAAGAAUUGGACAGGUUGAGUGAUGGCUCUAAUGUGUACAAAAUGAUAGGUCCAGUACUGGUGAAGCAGGACUUGGGGGAAGCCAAGCAGACAGUGCAGAAAAGGAUAGACUAUAUCAGUGGUGAAAUAAAAAGACAUGAAAACACUAUCAAGGAUUUAGAGAAGAAGCAAGAGACUCAUAGAGACAAUUUAAAUAAGAUCCAACAUCAGUUCCAGCAAGCACAAGUAAAGGCAGCAGCCAGGGCAUAGGGAUCCUUAAUAGUGACUAACAUUUCUAUUUUGCAGCCACUACUGUCUGUCUGGAAAUUCUUGGGGAAGGAAUUGCAGAAUUGUUGUGCCGAGGCAGUUUAAUAUGUCCUAUUGUCCAUACAGUUUUGCAGCUGUGACAUUGUUCAUGGUGUCACUACUGACAUCUGCAAAAGUAGUAGUCUAGGACUGAAACCCUGGUGUGUGAUUGAAGCUGACACAUAGUACUGAGAAGUGAUUUUGCUAUUUUGUUAUUAUGUGACUGCUCAUUUAAGUUUGUAUGAGGAUGGUUUGUUGGUAGUACAUGUUAAGUCAAAGUAAGUCUUGUAAUUAUGUGAACAGACACAGAUAUGCUAAUUCAAAAAUUUAAUUUGAACCAACGUCA
Messenger RNA from Lingula anatina, 801 nucleotides. RefSeq names its product prefoldin subunit 6. Gene Ontology annotation, biological process: chaperone-mediated protein complex assembly; protein folding. Gene Ontology annotation, molecular function: protein-folding chaperone binding. The record is from RefSeq and is a predicted model, not a curated record. Lineage: Eukaryota; Metazoa; Brachiopoda; Lingulata; Lingulida; Lingulidae. Gene Ontology annotation, cellular component: cytoplasm; prefoldin complex.